Messenger RNA from Prunus armeniaca (apricot), 546 nucleotides. Lineage: Eukaryota; Viridiplantae; Streptophyta; Magnoliopsida; Rosales; Rosaceae. The record is from the annotation of a GenBank genome assembly.
AUGGGUGAUGACUUUAUUGAGGCAUUAGUGCUUGAUUCCAAGGCUCUUGAAGGCAUCGACGAAGAGUACGUUGACCGAACUACAAGUGUCGAUGAGGAUUCGGCCCACGUCGAAAUCAGCAAUGUCGACUCUGACGAUCAUGGGAUCGGAGUGAGGAAAGAUGAUACUCUUUUCUUCUUCUUCGGAGAACUUGAUGGUUUCCCAUCUGAUUCGUCUAAUCUUACUAUGGCAUCCUUCAGUGACACUAAGAAUCUAAGGGUGCCGAACGACACACAUGUAGUUUUUUAUCUAUCAGUUGAUAGAAUGGGCAAUUGGCGCUCCGCCACUGAUCAAGUUAAUCUGCCGAUUAUUUGGCUGUUUGAUAAUUUUGUAAAGGGCAAUGCACGAUUAUGUGUCAUGGCCAUUGUAUUGGUGAUAUCAGCAGAAUACUCUGGUGUCCUUGCCAUGCUUGUUCCCGUCUUGGUGAUGACAACGGAGCUUCCGACUAUCUGGAUUUUGGUAUCAUCUGGUUUUCGUUUACGAGAACAUACUCAUAGGUGGUGUUGA